AGCGUCUCUUGGUAACCGUUGCCAAGGAGGGGAGGCCCGGUAAAGAGCUUUUGCGCCUGCGCUGCGUGGCUGUCCGCGUCUGCGCCUGCGCGCACGGCAGGCGGGGCCGGCGCUCAGCAUGGCGGAGCCUGACUCGGAGUCGGAGCACAUCCGUCUGAAGUGUAUUCGUAAGGAGGGCUUCUUCACGGUGCCUCCAGAACACAGGCUGGGGCGAUGCCGGAGUGUGAAGGAGUUUGAGAAGCUGAACCGGAUUGGAGAGGGCACCUACGGCAUCGUGUAUCGGGCCCGGGACACCCAGACAGAUGAGAUUGUUGCGCUGAAGAAGGUGCGGAUGGACAAGGAGAAGGAUGGCAUCCCCAUCAGCAGCCUGCGGGAGAUCACACUGCUGCUCCGCCUGCGCCACCCGAACAUCGUGGAGCUGAAGGAGGUGGUUGUGGGGAACCACCUGGAGAGCAUCUUCCUGGUGAUGGGUUACUGUGAGCAGGACCUGGCCAGCCUCCUGGAGAAUAUGCCAACACCCUUCUCGGAGGCCCAGGUCAAGUGCAUCGUGCUGCAGGUGCUCCGGGGCCUCCAGUACCUGCACAGGAACUUCAUCAUCCACAGGGACCUGAAGGUCUCCAACUUGCUCAUGACUGACAAGGGCUGCGUGAAGACAGCGGAUUUUGGCCUGGCCCGGGCCUAUGGCAUCCCAGUAAAGCCGAUGACCCCCAAGGUGGUCACUCUCUGGUACCGAGCCCCUGAGCUGCUGCUGGGAACCACCACGCAGACCACCAGCAUCGACAUGUGGGCCGUGGGCUGCAUCCUGGCCGAGCUGCUGGCCCACAAGCCCCUUCUCCCCGGCACUUCCGAGAUCCACCAGAUUGACUUGAUCGUGCAGCUGCUAGGGACGCCAAGUGAGAACAUCUGGCCGGGCUUUUCCAAGCUGCCGCUGGUUGGCCAGUAUAGCCUUCGGAAGCAGCCGUACAACAACCUGAAGCACAAGUUCCCAUGGCUGUCGGAGGCCGGGCUGCGCUUGCUGCACUUCCUGUUCAUGUACGACCCUAAGAAAAGGGCGACCGCUGGGGACUGCCUGGAGAGCUCCUACUUCAAGGAGAAGCCCCUGCCCUGUGAGCCGGAGCUCAUGCCCACCUUUCCCCACCACCGCAACAAGCGGGCUGCUCCGGCCACCUCCGAGGGCCAGAGCAAGCGCUGCAAGCCCUGACGGCGGGCCUGGCUCAUGCCUGCAUCCCGCAGCCAGAUCUUCAGGUCGGCGGUGUCUGUGAAGGGUGCUGUGAUCCAGACUCACCAGGCAUCUGGGAUCUGGCUGGUCCCCUUGACUGGGACCAUCCUCCAGUGACCAUCCCACUGUCUUCCCCUGAACCCACUGCUGCCCUAGAAACAAGGCUUGGAUGCAGGGCAACACUUCAGGGGCUUCCAGCCUGUGCACCCUGGAAGGGUGGGUCUGGUAGCUUCGUCCCUAGAUGCAGGGGUCUCAUGCGGCUCUCCAGCCUCACUGUGUUGGAAGCAUGGGACCCUGCUUCUUGGGAGGAGUGGCCAGUGCAGUUCCCUCUGGUGUCUUGGAGUCGUGGUGGACACCGGCUUGGGAGGAGCAGACCCCAGAAGACCACCUUCUCCUCUUUCAGUCGUCAGGAGCUGCCCCCUGCAUGGGUCAGCUCUGGUGACCCCAGGUGGGCCUGCCAGGACUCCAGAUGAGAACAAGAGGGACGAGGUGUGGUGUGCGGGCCACAAGUGAGGAUGCCCCAGGAGAGCCCUGGGAAGGGGGCUCAGGUGCAUCCCACUCCUCACACAGCGGCCCCAGCGCUGAUGUUGAGAGGUUUGGUAGGCUCUGGUCGGAUAAAAACUUUCUUA
Cebus imitator (Panamanian white-faced capuchin) is the source of this 1848-nucleotide messenger RNA. It is a transcript of the gene CDK10, whose product is annotated as cyclin dependent kinase 10. Gene Ontology annotation, cellular component: nucleus. Gene Ontology annotation, molecular function: cyclin-dependent protein serine/threonine kinase activity; ATP binding. Lineage: Eukaryota; Metazoa; Chordata; Mammalia; Primates; Cebidae. The transcript has 13 exons. Gene Ontology annotation, biological process: protein phosphorylation; regulation of mitotic cell cycle. The record is from RefSeq and is a predicted model, not a curated record. The coding region runs from base 119 to 1201 and encodes 360 amino acids.